This is a messenger RNA of Rhagoletis zephyria (snowberry fruit fly), 793 nucleotides long. Its product is annotated as metallothionein-1-like. The record is from RefSeq and is a predicted model, not a curated record. Gene Ontology annotation, molecular function: metal ion binding. NCBI's taxonomy places the organism in Eukaryota, Metazoa, Arthropoda, Insecta, Diptera, Tephritidae.
CGCGAUUUACUGCGGGUUACAUACAAACUCGUACUAUGUAACUAGUAUUUUUGUAUGCACGCAUGAAAGUAAAGAGGGCACUUUUAGGGUCAAGCCGUGUGAAAAACGUUUUGCAAAUAAGCGGCACACCGCACUACAGAACUUUCGGGAUCACUUUUGAUCAAUGCAUUGUUUGCGCACUACACCAACAAAAUACGCUUGUAUGUAUUGACUCGUGUUAACCACAACAAUAGUCAACUCUUGCAGUUGUAGCGCUCAAAUUAAGUGUAAGAACUUAAAAAUAAAUCACAAAAUGCCUUGUCCAUGUGGAAGCGGUUGCAAAUGUGCCACUCAGCCAAAAAGCGGUAGUUGUGGUUGCGGCUCAGCUUGUAGGUGCUGUCCUUGUGGAAGUGAUUGCAAAUGUGGUUCACAGACGCAAAGUGGCAGCUGCGGUUGUGGUAGUGGUUGCAAAUGUGGCCAAUAAUUAUUGGAAUAAUAAUUGGAUUAUAAUCAAUUUUUCGGCUGAGUUGCGACAUUAGCUUUGAACGUCUUUCAACAAUUUGCAUUAUAAUUCUUUCAAUAAACAAAUAAACGGAAAUAUUAUGCAAACGAAAUAAAACUUCUUUCUUUGUGUUAAGUUAUAUACAUAUAAGUUUUAUGGAGGAAUGACUUUGACAGUUUGUGCAUAGGCGACCCCAGGCGAGAAUGGGGUUUGACGUCCCCCUAAAAUUUUUGAAAGGCACAUUGCAAAGCGAAACUAAAAACUUUUAGCAAUGCACAAUGGUCGGUAAUCUAAAAAAUUGUCAAAGGUUUA